This is a messenger RNA of Rotaria sp. Silwood1, 369 nucleotides long. NCBI's taxonomy places the organism in Eukaryota, Metazoa, Rotifera, Eurotatoria, Philodinida, Philodinidae. The record is from the annotation of a GenBank genome assembly.
AUGGUUGAGCCAACACCUCAAGAUUCAAUUAUGUUACUUCAAGAAUUUGCUUCUGAAGGUAGUCUCCAUGACUUACUUGAUGAUCAAUCAAGAGUCCCCGAUGAAUUAAUUCUGAUGUAUAUGUUUUCACAAGUAUCAGAUGCGAUGAGUUAUCUUGCGCACAACCGUGUAAUUCGUGGAGAUCUAGCAUGUAGAAACAUACUAGUAUUUCGUUUUAAUAAAUAUAGACCUGAAGAUAAUCUUGUUAAAUUAACUGAUUUUGGUCUUACUCGAAAUAGUUCUAUAUAUGUGUCAGUUAACAAAGAAUCAACAGUAAAUGAUUGUAUCCCAAUACGUUAUGCAUUCCCAGAAUUAAUACAACAUAAUUAA